UGUAUGGGGGUGGAUCGGAAAGAUAUAUAAAGCCGGGGUCCGUCGGCUAGAUCUUUCCAUUGCUCAUCUUCGACGAUGUGGCUGCGCGUAACGAUUGCUCUUUUGCUCGCCUGCGUGGCGGUGGUUUUGGCCCAGGGCGAUGGACGCUAUCGUCCUCCGCCGACGCGGGCGAGUUCCGGCGAUGGAAGGUACCAGCCUGGCAACGAUGGUCGCUAUACGGGCGGAAACGAUGGACGCUAUCGCGGCGGAAACGAUGGCAGAUACACUGGCGGCAACGACGGACGGUAUGUCCACACGGACAACAAAUACAAGCACGACGAUCGUCCUGGUGGAGCUUACACUGGCGAUAGCAACCGCUAUAUUGGCGAUAAAAACAAAGGAGGAGGAGGUGGCGGUGGCGGUGGUUCCGGGGCAGGAGGCGGUGGUGCCCCCAACGCAGUGACGAGAGUGACAGCCCGACCCCAGCCACGACCCACCACUGCGGCACCACCAGCGAUCCAAGAUCCCACGGCCAAUUUGCCCAAGGGACGUGGCACUGGCGAGGGUGGCAAUGGAUGGGCCAUCAUCCGCCAGGAGGACGACGUGGAAGUGGAUGGCUAUCACUAUCUUUGGGAAACGGAGAAUGGAAUCCUGGGCGAGGAGAGUGGUCGCAUCGAGAAACUGACCGAGGAGGAUGGCCUUCGCUCCAAGGGUUUCUACGAGUACACAGGACCCGAUGGAAUCCUCUACCGGGUGGACUACGUGGCGGAUGACAAUGGCUUUGUGCCCAGUGCCGCCCACCUGCCAACUGCUCCCCCGGCUCCUCCCUAUGUGGCCAAGUUGUUGGAGUUCCUCGAAGCAAAUGCCAAGCCAAGGAAAUAAAUGUCAAAUGUUGAAUGUGAAUAAACUGUUGUGCCAUUAGAA
Drosophila ficusphila is the source of this 903-nucleotide messenger RNA. It is a transcript of the gene Cpr49Ab, whose product is annotated as larval cuticle protein LCP-30. Gene Ontology annotation, molecular function: structural constituent of chitin-based larval cuticle. The transcript has 3 exons. NCBI's taxonomy places the organism in Eukaryota, Metazoa, Arthropoda, Insecta, Diptera, Drosophilidae. The record is from RefSeq and is a predicted model, not a curated record. Bases 76 to 861 code for a protein of 261 amino acids. Gene Ontology annotation, cellular component: chitin-based extracellular matrix.